Cryptomeria japonica (Japanese cedar) is the source of this 3075-nucleotide messenger RNA. RefSeq lists its product as uncharacterized. The coding region runs from base 182 to 2341 and encodes 719 amino acids. The record is from RefSeq and is a predicted model, not a curated record. The transcript has 14 exons. Gene Ontology annotation, molecular function: catalytic activity. Lineage: Eukaryota; Viridiplantae; Streptophyta; Pinopsida; Cupressales; Cupressaceae.
CCUGCUCGUUAUCCAAAAUUGCGACACAACGGACGACAAGAACUACAGUUUUUUUUGAAAAUUUGUUUGGCUCUGGCAAUUGUAUGUCCAAACAAUUUUCAUAUUCAAUGUUACUAACUGUUUCUUCAUUCCUUUCAUUCUGAUUUAGUGGCCAAAACCCAUACAAAAUUAAGCUUCAAAAAUGCUAACCCACUGUCACAGACUUCAUUGUAUGAAUGCUUCUAUAGCUGCUCCACCCAUAAUCAGGAAAAACAAGUAUAAUAAACAUCGGCACACAUUGUUGACAUCCACCAAUUAUUAUCAGCUCAAUGACAUUUUAAGACUCCAUGUCAAAUUAAACCACUCUGUACAUUUAUCUUCAGUUUACAGGAGAGGAGACAUACGGGCAGCUGGGCUAGCACAGAGUAACUCACCAGAGAAGGGGCAGGAGGAAGUGGCUCUCCUGUGGUUCAAGCAAGAUUUGAGGAUAGAUGACCAUCCUGGUCUUGUUAGAGCAUCCCAAUUCAAGACAUUAAUUCCUGUUUAUGUUUUUGACCACGACAUUUGCUCUCGUUUGUCUAGCCAAAUGCUGGAAAUGCUCAUUGAUGCUGUCCAGAAUUUGAAACAACUACUCAGAGACCAGAAUUCUGAUUUAAUCAUCAGAUAUGGAAGAGCUGAAGACAUCUUACUUGCAUUAGUGAAAGAGGUUAACGUUACUCAUAUUAUCACAGAGGAGGAGCUAGAGUAUGACUGGCUCAAUUUAGUUCAUUCAUUCUCAAAAUCUCUUGCGACAGUUUAUGUCUCAGGGGAAAUCCCAAGGUUUAUCUUUUGGCAAGCACAUAUAUUUGAAUUUGAGAAUUGGGAGGAAAUUCCGGAUUCAUACAGAGAAUUUCAGAAGAUGAAGAAACCCUCCGUUCCACCUCUUUCAUGCCCUACCUUACCAGUGUUGCUACUGGACAUAGACAGAGGAAAAUUGCCGGAAUUGAACACCUUAAGAGGAAUUGUGGAGGGAAAAACUAAUCUACAAAAUUUUAAGACAAACCGAGCCUUCAAUGAACAACAUCUACAAAAUAAGGAAUCUAGUUUCUUCAGUCAGGAGGCUGUAAACCAAAUGGCCAUUGGGGCUGGAGCAACCACAGUUCGUAAUGCAUUAGAUGGAUACUUGAGGUAUCUAGAGGCAACUUGGAGAGAUGAUUGGCAAGAAGUUCAUGAUAGAGUUCGUGCAACUGAAACAAGACUAGGAGCCUCUUUCAGAGCUCUAUUUGGUUGUGCUCUGUCCCUGGGAACAAUUUCAAGUCGAAGGGUAUACCAUGAAGCUAUAAAAUAUGAAAGAGAAAGAAAUGCAGGAUGGCUGUCUCCACUUGGAUAUUCUGUAUUCACUAUUGCUGCUGCUGUGGAAGAUUCUAUAUCUUCGGAGUGGUAUAGGCUUCUAGCCUUCAAAAGCCAACAACAAGGUGUAAACAAAGGAUUAUCAAUCAGAACAUGGAGAUGGCGUGGGCAUCUGGUUCAGUAUGCAGCUGCUGGGAAGGAAGGUCCUGCUCUUACUCUUGUGCAUGGUUUUGGUGCAUUCUGGGAGCACUAUCGUGAUAAUAUAAUUGCUAUUUCCAAAGGUGGUUAUAAAGUGUGGGCUAUUACACUAUUAGGAUUUGGGAGAUCAGAAAAGCCAAACACUGUAUAUACAGAGCUUUUAUGGGCUGAACUUUUGAGAGAUUUUAUUGUGAAUGUUGUUGGUGAACCAACUCACAUUGUAGGGAACUCAUUUGGAGGAUACAUCGCUAGUCUCGUGGCUCAACUUUGUCCAUCAUUGGUGAAAUCACUAGUUCUCUCUAACCCAGCUGGUAAAGUGGUUCCAAACUACUCAUCUGUAACAUAUUUGAAGCCUAAUCCUAAUUCAACAGUUUCACAGUUGGGUUCUCGCUUUUUGCUAUUUUAUUUGAGGAUCAUGGCUGGAAGACUACUGAAAAAGUACUAUCCAACGAAUCCAGAACGAGCAGAUGAAUGGUUGCUUGGAGAAAUUUCAAGAGCUUCAUAUGAUCCAAACGCAGUGAUUGUUUUGGAAAGCAUAAUUGACCUCAAGUUGUCUCUUCCAAUAAACUAUCUAUUGGACUCCUAUAAUAAAAUGGUUUUGCUUAUUCAGGGAGACAAGGAUCUAUUAUUCCAGUCCAAGUUAAGAUCAACCAUGCUUAAGCAGCAGUGCAACAAAGUUGUUCUUAGGAAUGUCAAUGCAGGUCAUUGUCCUCAUGACGAAAUCCCUGAUGAAGUGAAUUCGAUCAUUGACGACUGGAUUCAGCAGAUUGAGGUCUCUGAGAACAGUGAAAGUGCAGAAGGAGCAAAUGCAUAUGAAUUCAUGUCCCAAAAAUGAGAUUAUUUCAGGUUCUUUGGGAUGAUCCACUAGCCAGAUUUGUAGAAUUUUGAACCUGACCUAUCCUCUCUGAACCAAUUGAUUAGCAAACAAUAACAACAAAAAGAAGAAAACACCAAUAUCUUUAUUGAAGCUUAAUAAAAAAAUUACAUAGAGGCUGUAUAUAUAAAGAAUUUGCAGUCUAGAAGAAUAAAUAAUAACUGCAGUUCUAAAUAUAUUCCUAGCUUUGCAUGGAAAGCUACUAAGGCUCUCAAACUAAAAAAAGCAAACUACUCCCUAAAUUAAGAAUACAAUAAGUGCAUGCACAACAUGCUUUAUUUACUAAAAACAAACUCAUGUAAAAAGCAAAACUAAAAAUAGUCCUAAGGAUUCAUGCAUGCUGGAGUACAUGCUUUAUUUGCAUGAAUAAACAAAAAAACUAUUAACUAAAAAUAACUUAUGCAUGGUGAUAAAUGGAUAGCUUCAUGUCCAAAUUGGAGUUGCAUGGAGCUGCAUGCUAGAGCAACAUCACUUAUCAACAAGAUUCACUUAAAUAAUAUUCUUAGUAUUACAUGAAUGCAUCACACAAUCAUAAGCAGAGUGGGUAUAGUAUAAGUAAAUAUUCUGUAAUUUAUUCUUAUCAAUCUCACGUGUGCAGUAAAUAGCAGCAGAUUCCUGAGCUCCAUCAGAUAACUCGAUGUUUAUCAUUUACAAAUGUAAUAAAAAGCAAUACUGCUUAAUUAUUCACUUUGGAA